AUGGUCAAUCCGAAAGAGCAAGUGCAAGUUAUUACAACCAGAAGUGGGGUACAACUUCCAGAGAUACAUGUGAAAAUACAAGAGAAAAAAGACAAAGAAGUAAUGGGUAAAGAGACUGGGACAGAAGCAGAGUCCGAACAAUCAACUGACAAGGAGGGCGAAAGGAAAGAAACACCCACAGUGAGAGCACCCAGCCCCAUGAAAGCUUAUGUGCCACAAAUUCCCUUCCCUCAAAGCUAUGCUAAAUUCUUGAAGGAGAUCCUGUCUAACAAAAGGAAGUUGGAAGAACAUGAGACUAUCUGCUUGAACGAAGAGUGCAGUGCACUUCUAUUGAAAAAGCUACCCCCUAAACUAAAACACCUAGGGAGUUUCACGAUACCUUACACAAUUGGUUCUAAUUAUUUUGAACAUGCUUUAUGUGAUUUGGGUGCUAGUGUUAACCUUAUGUCUUUCUCUGUUUACAGGUCUCUUGGGUUGGGAAAAGUAAAAUCUAUAACAAUCUCUUUGCAACCGUCUGACAGAUCGAUCGAAGGACCAAAAGGGGAUUAUUGA
Molecule: messenger RNA, 552 nt
Organism: Olea europaea var. sylvestris
Lineage: Eukaryota; Viridiplantae; Streptophyta; Magnoliopsida; Lamiales; Oleaceae
Exons: 2
Coding region: 1-552 (183 amino acids)
Source: RefSeq, a predicted model, not a curated record